AUGAACACUAAAGUCUCAAAUUUGAUCCGUCNAGAGAGAGAGAGAGCAGAAUUACACAAAACUAGGUCGAAAUUGAAAUUAAUUGGGGGAAUAGCGAAGAACCUAGUUGUAGUAGAGCUCGAGGCCCAUGCCGUCGUGGACCUCGUAGUCCUUGAGGGUGAUGUGGUUGUUGUAGAUGGUGCACCACUUAUGGAUCGUGAUCUUGUCGGCGCGUGUGCCGGUCUGUGCGGCAACUACCUUCUUGAGUGUCCGAUGGUGUCGUCCUCGUUGCACUUUCUUGCCCAAGCAGUCGUUGAGCACGAGCUCAGUAACUUGGUGGGUUCAAGUGGCUUUUGCCGGCGACGACGAGAUGCAUGGAGAGAGAGAUAA
Messenger RNA from Striga asiatica, 369 nucleotides. The record is from the annotation of a GenBank genome assembly. Lineage: Eukaryota; Viridiplantae; Streptophyta; Magnoliopsida; Lamiales; Orobanchaceae.